Entamoeba dispar SAW760 is the source of this 678-nucleotide messenger RNA. RefSeq lists its product as uncharacterized. The record is from RefSeq and is a predicted model, not a curated record. The transcript has 2 exons. Gene Ontology annotation, molecular function: hydrolase activity. The coding region runs from base 1 to 678 and encodes 225 amino acids. NCBI's taxonomy places the organism in Eukaryota, Evosea, Mastigamoebida, Endamoebidae.
AUGACCUUUCGUUUCCAAAUCUAUAGUAAUCCUGAAUUAGUAAUUUUUCUUGGGGACUAUAUCCAACUUGCUCAUGAAGACAUUAUACUCUUUAUUAAAUCUUUUGAGUUUGUUGCGCAUAAAUUUAAAUGUAUUGGAAUUAUCGGAAAUCAUGACAUUAAACUUCGACCACCAGAUGAUAUUAUCAAAGCAUUACAAUCUAUUGGUAUUUCAAUAUUAUUAAACGAGGAAUAUGUAUUUGAUUGUAUUCACUUCUUUGGGAUUGAUUAUUAUACAAAUAAUUCAACUUUAGUUCUACCACAAAACCAACAGAUUAUUUUAUUGUCUCAUACUCCUUCAGUGUUAAAUGACCCAAUCUUUUCAGAAUCGAAUGAUAUUAAUCAACAAAAUAUUCAAAUUAGUGCAAUAUUUUGUGGACAUACUCAUGGUGGGCAAGUCAUUAUCCCAUUUAUUGGUUGUCCAUUAUUACUUUUCAAGGCAUGGAUGUUGAGAUGGUGGAAAAUUAUGUAUUUGAGAUUAUUGGAUUUACAAAAAUGGAAAGUUAUCCAUGGAUUAUAUCAUUUACAAUACAAUCAAACAUCAAUUCCAGUUUAUGUGACAUCUGGAAUAGGAAGUCAUUAUGGACUUAGAGUGAAUUGUCCACCAGAGAUUGUUGUUAUUGAUUUAAUUCCUCAGUGA